UGAUAUCUAUUAUUUAAUGAAUAAAAUAUUCCCCGGCGCCGUGUUCUUGCUCGCUACUUAUCUUCUUCUUCAAUCCCAUAAAUCGGAAUUGCUAUUUUUCUUAACCUAAUUCGUUUCUUCGCGAUCAAAGCACAGAUUUUCAAUUUUAGUGAAUUUUCAAUUUUAAGGCAUGGCUACUCUCAACGGAAAAGUUUCUCCGUAUUCUGAAGAAAACAUCAAAUUCAAGUAUGAUGAUUAUGAUGAUGAUGAUGAUGAUGAUGGUUAUGGAGAUGGACCUAAAUGGUCUGUUCAAUCAAACCCCACAAAGAAGGAACCGGAGUAUCCGAUUAUCGACUCUGGAGAUUAUGUUGAUGACGGAUAUGAUUCAGCUGACGAGCUCUCUACGACGCCGAUUCAAGGAAAUGGUAAACCUGAAGUAAACUUGAAAAACGUUUUAACUGGGUUGAUUGCUAUUGUUACUGGGCGGAACAAGGACGUAAGGGGUUCUUUAGAUCAGAAAAUCCCUUCUUCGAAUGUUUCGUUUCUUGGCUCUGGCAAGAACGGAGAUACUUAUGUUCACUCGUCUGUUUACAUACCGAGUGCUCCGCCUCUACUUGAACCUAGUGGGAUUAAUUACAGUGUUUACAAGGAGUUGCUUGAAGCUGAACCUCCUGAGUGGCUACCUGAUAGUUUAGCUACUACUUGCAUGCAGUGUUCUACUCCUUUUACUGCAAUCACGUGCGGUAGACAUCAUUGUCGGUUCUGCGGAGGGAUAUUUUGUAGAAACUGUUCGAAAGGGAGGUGUUUGAUGCCUAGUCGGUUUCGGGAAAGGAAUCCUCAGAGAGUGUGUGAUUCUUGCUACGAGAGGCUUGAUCCUUUGCAAUGUGUUCUUAUUAACUCUAUUAGUAAUGCUAUGCAAGUAGCCAAGCAUGAUGUUGUGGAUUGGACUUGCUCAAGAGGAUGGUUGAAUCUCCCUGUUGGUCUAUCCAUGGAAGAUGAAAUUUAUAAGGCAGCUAAUACGUUGAGAGGUUACUGCCAGGUAGCAAGACUAGACCCUGAGAAAUCCAUACCACAUGCAGUUCUUAGUCGAGCUAAAGGUUUGGCAAUCAUAACGGUUGCUAAGGCUGGGGCUUUACUGUCAUACAAACUCGGUACUGGUCUGGUAAUAUCUCGGAGACCAGACGGGUCAUGGUCUGCUCCAUCUGCGAUACUCUCAGUAGGUCUAGGAUGGGGUGCUCAGAUUGGAGGUGAGUUGAUGGACUUCAUAAUUGUGCUGCAUGAUGUGAAAGCGGUGAAGACGUUCUGCAGCAGAAUGCACUUCUCUCUAGGCGCGGGAUGUAGUGCAGCAGCAGGACCUAUCGGUAGAGUGCUGGAAGCUGACCUUCGUGCUGGUGACAAAGGCUCUGGUGUCUGCUAUACUUACAGCCGUAGCAAAGGGGCAUUUGUGGGAGUAUCUCUUGAAGGAAAUGUGGUGGCAACACGAAGGGACAUGAAUGUAAAGUUCUAUGGCGAUCCAUACCUAACCACAACAGACAUUCUACUUGGGAUGGUGGAUCAACCGAAGGCAGCUGAACCGUUGUACACUGCCCUCAGGGACCUCUAUGCUCGAUUGCGUCCAUAAUCUCCAUUCACAUUACAAACUACUCUUUGUAUAUAAACGCUUCUCAAAUUCGUUUCAUAAGUUCGUUACUAUUUAAGUGUACAUGUACAUAAAUUGUUUCUACGCUGCACCAAACUGUGAACGAUUUGGGAUUUAUUCAUUUUAUCAAAGCUUGUUUACCUUUUUUAAAUCA
Arabidopsis lyrata subsp. lyrata is the source of this 1772-nucleotide messenger RNA. RefSeq lists its product as uncharacterized. Gene Ontology annotation, molecular function: phosphatidylinositol binding; metal ion binding. The record is from RefSeq and is a predicted model, not a curated record. Bases 170 to 1600 code for a protein of 476 amino acids. NCBI's taxonomy places the organism in Eukaryota, Viridiplantae, Streptophyta, Magnoliopsida, Brassicales, Brassicaceae. The transcript is spliced from 5 exons.